Molecule: messenger RNA, 2896 nt
Organism: Odontomachus brunneus
Lineage: Eukaryota; Metazoa; Arthropoda; Insecta; Hymenoptera; Formicidae
Product: nucleolar MIF4G domain-containing protein 1 homolog
Exons: 10
Coding region: 234-2765 (843 amino acids)
Biological process (GO): ribosomal small subunit biogenesis
Cellular component (GO): nucleolus
Molecular function (GO): RNA binding; protein binding
Source: RefSeq, a predicted model, not a curated record
ACGCAAUUAUAGAAUGGGCUUUUGUUGCUCGAGGCGUUGCGAGCGUUAAGUGGACUAAACUAACCAACCAAACGCUACCGUGGUCACGAAACGAAAAAACGCCUCUAAUCAUGCGCACGAGGUGAAAAAUGCCCCCAACACACUGGCGUGGUAGCACGUGGUAGCAUGUGGUAGCAUGUGAUGGAUAUGAUUUUACAAGUUUAUUUUUAGUACACUACAUCUAAAAAGCAAAAAUGGGACGUAUUCGACGCAAAGAGAUAUCAAAGAAUAAGAAGAAAAUCAACAAGAUUAAAUCGACGGAGAAAACACGUAAACAAUUACGAAAGGAAAAGAGACAACAAAAAAAGAUAAGUAGAGCAAUAUAUUAUCAAAAAAACAGGUCUAGAAAUCAAUCGAAGGAAACUAAAUCAACACGUAGUGUGAGAAGAAUUGAUAAUGUUAUGACAUUGAGGGAAAAAGAAGAAGAAAGAGGAGAGCAGAAUAAUGAAAGAGGAGAGACACUUAUACAGUUAAAGAAAGAGAAUCAAAAAGUAUCUAAUGACACCAAUGAAAGAAAAAGACAGAAGGAAUUAAAAAGACAAAGAAUGAGGCAAUUAAAACAAGAAAAUCUGUUUGAGGACAAAAUGAUUAAACAGUUAGAAAAACAAUUGAAAUUAAACAAACGGAAGAGUAAAUCUAUACCAAAAUCCUUUGCUGCAGAUGGUUUAGAUUAUAUUUUGGAUUUCUGUGACUCAGAGAAUAGGAGUCAUGUGGUAGAAACUGAAAAACAAUUACUAGAAACUGGACUGAGUACAGAAUUUGAAGAGGAUUUGAACAUGGCUAUUGGUGAAGAUGAUAGUGAAGAUGAACAUGAUGAAGAAGAGAACAUAGAUGAUAAUGAAAAUUCCAAACAGAAUUUAGAUGAUAGUGAGGAUUCAGAACAGAACAUACAUGAUAAUGAGGAUUCUGAUCAGGAUAUGGAGAAUGGAAGUGUCUUGUCUGAUAAGGAUUUGGAAUUAGAUAAUAAUGAAGAUAUGUCUUCAGAGGAAACAAAUAGGAUAAAUGUAAAAUCUAAGAGUUAUCCAAAAAAUAUCAAGGAUGAAAUAGAGAAUGAAAAUUCAAGUUAUAGUGAUGAUGCAUCAGAACAGUCAGACGAUAGCAAAGGCUUAUGGGAGGAUAUUUAUGGCAGGCAGAGAGACAAAAAGGGCAACAUUAUAUCAAAUAAAUAUGUACCACCUGCUGCACGUGUUGCAAACACAGAUAUCUCUGUUGACAGUGAAAAAGCUCGUAGAUUAGAAAAACAACUUAAAGGUAUUUUAAAUAGAUUGGCCGAGCAGAACAUGUAUACUAUUGCAAAUCAGGUAGAAGAGAUGUACAUGUCAAACAGUCGUAAUGAUAUGAAUGUAAUGUUAUCCAAGCUAAUGAUGGAAGCUAUAAUUGCACCAAUACUAACACCAGAUCGGCUUAUCUCCGAACAUAUGAUGUUAAUCGCUGUACUACAUGCAAAUGUUGGCACAGAAGUUGGCGCGCAUUUUCUGUUGACUACUGUAAAAAAGUUUGAUCAGAUGUUGAACAAAUCUCAUAGUGUCGAGAAUAAAGAAUUAGAUAAUAUAAUCCUUAUGAUAUCGCAUCUUUAUAACUUCAAAGUAUAUGGUCAUUGUCUUUUAUAUCAGAUAUUAGGAAAGCUAUCAGUAAAAUUCACAGAGAAAGAAAUCGAAUUAAUUUUACUGAUUUUAAGGACAGUGGGCUUUCUGUUGAGGAAAGAUGAUCCUCUUGCAUUAAAAGAACUUAUAUUAAAUUUGCAACAAAAAGCAAAUCACGUCACACAGGAAAAUUCAAGGAUUAAGUUUAUGUUAGAUGUAUUAUUGGCGAUAAAGAAUAAUAACAUGAACAAAAUACCCCAAUAUGAUCCAACUCGUGUAGAACAUUUGAGGAAAAUUCUGAAAAGUUUCAUUCAUAAAGGCAACAGUGUUACACAAUUCAAUGUAACGCUAGAAGAUUUAUUAGAAGCCGAUGAGAGAGGAAAAUGGUGGGUAGUAGGAUCAGCUUGGUCUGGUCUCAAGGAUAUUGGUAAAUUAGAGAAAACUUCAGAGAACAACCAACAAAAAUAUAGCGGAAAAUUAUUAGAACUGGCACGGAAGCAGAGAAUGAAUACUGAUAUCAGAAGAGAUAUUUUUUGUGUUCUCAUGACAGCUGAAGAUUAUUUAGACGCAUUUGAGAAGAUUCAUCAUCUCGGCUUGAAAAAUCAGCAACAGAGAGAAGUAAUUUAUGUCGUUUUUAGUUGUUGCAUUCAGGAGAAAAAAUUCAAUCCUUAUUAUGCUAUAUUGGCGCAAAAAUUAUGUGAUUCUGAUAGGAAAUAUCAGUUAACUAUACAAUAUGCACUGUGGGAUAAGUUGAAAACAUUGAACGAUUUGACUACAAAACAGUUGACAAAUCUGGCAAAAUUUUUAACUCAUCUAUUUUUAGAAAAGGGUCUUCCUCUUUCCGUUUUAAAGGUGAUUCAAUUUACUGAAUUAGACAAGUUAACUAUGAGACUUGUACGACAGAUUAUGCUGGGAAUACUAUUGUAUGAAAAUGGGGAGGCUUGCUUAGAAGUGUUUGAAAGAAUAUCACAAUCUCCAAAAUUGCAGACUUUCAGGGAAAGUCUUAGAUUAUUCAUAAAUCAUUUUCUUGUAAAAAAUAUUUGCGCCACUGAAAAAUUACAGAAACAGAGUGUGUUGUUGCAAAAACGAGUCGAACUUGUAGAUAAAGUUUUAAGUACUCGAGAAUCGAAAGUUAUAUUUUAAAAGUAUUUUAGUAUAUGUACAUAGAGGAAUCUUAAGGCAUCAAGAAGCAUAUAAUUAUUAACUGUACAUAUCAUUUUUAAACAAAUGACAAUACACGUCAUAGUUUUAUAUAAAUGCACUAUAAAAUUAUA